This is a messenger RNA of Ricinus communis (castor bean), 2737 nucleotides long. RefSeq lists its product as uncharacterized. NCBI's taxonomy places the organism in Eukaryota, Viridiplantae, Streptophyta, Magnoliopsida, Malpighiales, Euphorbiaceae. Gene Ontology annotation, biological process: root development; shoot system development. The transcript has a single exon. The coding region runs from base 1776 to 2702 and encodes 308 amino acids. The record is from RefSeq and is a predicted model, not a curated record.
AAUAAUAAGAGUAGUACUAAAAAAACAAAUUAAGAGUUUGGUACCAUUUGGAAAAAAGUGCGAAGGUUUGAUACCAGGCAUUUAACCCCAUAAGAGCAUAGACAAUCUUCAUCCCUCAGUGACAUUAACUAUAAGAAUUCUCUUUCAUUAUAUGCCUCAUUAUACCCUUCUCAUUAAUACUUGUUGCCCUAGGAGUCUUUUAGUGUCUUACAUGUUCUGUGUUAGACCUUCCCUCAGUCAACUCUUACUUUCCCUUCCUCAAUUGGUUCGAUUACCACUUUGUUUCCACUCUAACUUGUUCAUGGAAUCAAGAUUCACUCGUGACUCGUCCAUCAGUGUAACUUUUAUUUCUGAAGUGGAUAUUCUUGCUAUGUCAAUAAUGCAGCUACAGGCUAGAAGGUGAGUUAUAACAGCAUCUUUCAUGAACAUUUUUGGGCAAAGGAUUCAAAUCCAUCGUCUCCCAAGGAGUACCAUUCAUAGGUACAUUGCAUGUACAACGUACGGUUUUGAUUAUAAAAUGGUGCAUCACGUUAACCUUGGAGACAAGAAGAAACAUGUUCUUAUUACCUUCUCAUAUAUAGUUAUCCUAAACUGGCAGCAUGAUGUUUUUCAGUGUUUCAGAAUUUUUCUUCUAUCGCAAUGUCUUAAGCAAGUUGUCCUCUUUUAAUAAUUUCCCAGCCAAUAUAUUAUCAGUGUGGCCUCAUCUGUCUUCCAAUGACAAGGAUUAUACCAUAGUUACCCAUGUGAUAUUCCAUUCUUAAAUGCAAUAUUCGAGCUAACAUCGCUAAUUUGUCUUCAGGGAUUCUUACCAUAAGCCUAGAUUCGUGGCUGGAGUACAAGUCUCAAUAAUUCAAUAAUAAUUAUCAUAAUGCACCUAGCUAAAGUAUUGUUCUCUUCUUGGUGAACAUAUUGUUUUUUUCUUGGUGCUGGUUCUAGCUAUACUCUUAAGAAUGCACCUGCUAAAGGUGCACUAAGACAGCAUCUUUGAUGAACAUUUUUGGGCAGGUACAUUUUUUAGGUACAUUGUAUGUAAUUCUAGAUGCAACAAUGAAAGGGGUCGCAUUCAGUAAAACCAUAAUAAAAAAGGAGAACCAUGUGAUAAUGAUGCUGAAAUUGCCAGCAUGAGGUACUUCAAUGUUGUCAGAUUUUUUCUUUUUUGUUUUUUCUCAAAUCAUAAUGUCUCUAGGAAGUUGUCCUCUACAAUAAUUUUGCCUGUAUUCUAUUCUUUUGAUUAGAUUAAAAAAAUUCGUUCUUGUCUGCCAAGGACAUAAACUUACUAGCAUUACCAAUGUGCCAAUAAAAUAUGGAGCUAACAGCUAUUCUGCCUUCAUUGAUUCUUACCAUAAGCCUAAAUUCGUGGCCGUAGGUUAAUCCUCAUUGUUCGAACAUCCUAUCCUGAGCAAUGCUAAUGCUGUCUGAAAUGGAAUAAUUUCUAUGAAACGUAUGAUUAUUCGAUGUACAGGACUAAAUUCUUGCUUGGGAGGAUGGCACUAGCCAUGAUAGAAGAGGCACACUACAGCACUCUGCCUUUAUCCUGUAAUGUUUGUUUAAACAUUCAUAUAUCUAUUUGUAAUUACCAUAUUAACCACAUGAAUAAAGAAAGAAUAAAGUCUGCAAGAUCGUUGGCACAAAUACUACAGAGAAAUCAAAAAAUGCAGGGUAGCCAGUGUUAUCACAUGCAAUUUGCCUUGAAAAACUAGGUAAUGCUUCUUCAUCAUCUUCCCAUAUAAAUAUUGAAGAAAUUAGUGACUGAAGCAGCAUAUUUGCCUAGCUCUAUGCAAACUAAAAUGGAAGGCUCAUCUCCAUCUCCUUGCCUGCAUCUUCCUGUCAGGAGUAUUAGCUUGCCAUCUAGAGAACACCCAAUUUCUCUCAAGUUUGAUGCAGUACUUAAUCACCUAAAAUCUUGGCAGAUAUUAUCUGCUUCUGAAACAGCACCUUUCGGCGCUGAGAGCUUUCAAAUCGGUCUAGUUGGCCUUGCAGAGUUAUACAAUUACGUCGAGCAAAUUUUUCUCACCCCACAAGCUCAACAAGCUAUCAUUCACUAUCAGAAUGGAAAGUUAGUGGAAGAAGCUCUUGAUGGAUCUCUCACAUUGCUAGAUACUUGCGGCACCGCAAAGGAUCUAUUGCUGAUGAUGAAGGAACAUGUUCUAGCACUUCAGUCAGCUUUUCGCAGAAAAGGUGGAAAUUCAAGCAAUAAAAGUAAUAUCUAUGCUUAUAUUAAUUCAAGAAAGAAGGUACAAAAGGAUAUUGGCAAGUGCCUUGUAGCAUUAAAGAAAUUGGAAACCAAAGUUGGCUGCCCUGAUGUUUUUGAUGCAGAUCAGAACGUAUCUAUGGUGGUAAGAGUUAUAAGAGAAGCAAGCAUCAUCACCAUAUCCAUUUUUCGGUCCCUUCUAUUAUUCUUAUCCAUGCCAGGAAUGAAGACAAGGAGCGGCUGGGCAUCAGUUUCAAAACUAAUUUCGCUAAGAUCAUCUUCUUCUGAUAAAGGAGAAGAUCAUAUAAAUGAAAUCAAGAGUCUAGAUCUCUCUCUUUCCUCCCUUCACGAGCAGUUACAGGCCGGUGAUCCCAAAGCGGAAGUGAAAAGGAUACAGACAUUAUUAGAGGCUGUAAAUCUUAGUCUUGAUAGCCUUGAGGCUGAGUUAGAGUGCAUGUCUAGGUGUUUAGUACAAAAUAGAGUCUCUUUACUCAACAUCCUCACUCAGUAGUGAUACUGAAAAAUUCUGUAAAUUGAAGAAUGAUG